UCUUUUUCUAAACCUCAGCUAUUUGGGGCCGUUUCACUCUCCUCUUUCAAAGCUCAUCUUCAUAAACCCUAAACCCUAGCAACCAAGGUGCCCUCAGAUCGCUCCGUUUCAAUGGCCACCGCCGUCCUCCUCAGAUCUCUUCGCCGCCGCGAUAUUUCCUCCGCCCCUAUCUCUGCUUUCAGAACAUUAACUGGAAACACCAAACCAUCAUGGGCAGUAAGCAACAAGUGGGCAGGUCUUGUGAGGCCAUUCAGCACCAAACCGGCUGGAAAUGAUGUGAUUGGUAUUGACUUGGGUACAACGAAUUCUUGUGUGUCUGUUAUGGAGGGAAAGACUCCAAAAGUUAUUGAGAAUGCUGAGGGUGCUCGGACAACUCCAUCAGUAGUUGCUUUUAGCCCGAAAGGAGAACUGUUGGUUGGAAUACCAGCAAAGAGACAAGCUGUCACUAAUCCGACAAACACAGUCUUUGGCACCAAGCGUCUAAUUGGUAGACGUUUUGAUGAUGCUCAGACACAGAAAGAAAUGAAGAUGGUUCCUUACAAAAUUGUCAGAGCUCCUAAUGGUGAUGCAUGGGUUGAGGCCAAUGGGCAGCAGUACUCCCCAAGUCAGAUUGGUGCUUUUGUCCUGACCAAGAUGAAGGAAACUGCUGAAGACUACCUCGGGAAGACUGUCACAAAGGCUGUUGUGACUGUCCCUGCGUAUUUCAAUGAUGCUCAGCGACAAGCCACAAAGGAUGCUGGGAGAAUUGCAGGGCUUGAUGUGCAAAGGAUUAUUAAUGAGCCUACUGCAGCUGCACUCUCAUAUGGUAUGAACAACAAAGAAGGCCUGGUUGCAGUUUUUGACCUUGGAGGUGGAACAUUUGAUAUAUCCAUUUUGGAGAUUUCCAAUGGUGUCUUUGAGGUGAAAGCCACAAACGGUGACACAUUUUUGGGAGGGGAGGACUUCGAUAAUACUUUGUUGGAGUUUUUGGUGAGUGAAUUUAAGAGAACAGACAGUAUUGAUCUGUCCAAGGAUCGUCUUGCUCUUCAGAGACUACGGGAGGCAGCUGAGAAGGCAAAGAUAGAGCUCUCAUCAACUGCUCAGACUGAGAUCAGCUUGCCCUUCAUCACUGCUGAUUCAACCGGGCCAAGGCAUCUGAAUAUCUCAUUGACAAGGUCUAAGUUUGAGGCUCUGGUUAACAGUUUGAUCGAGAGGACUAAGAAUCCUUGCAGGAGUUGCUUGAAGGAUGCUGGCAUCUCCAUCAAGGAGGUGGACGAAGUUCUCCUCGUUGGAGGAAUGACCCGUGUUCCAAAGGUUCAGGAAGUAGUUACUGAAAUCUUUGGAAAGUCCCCUAGCAAAGGUGUGAAUCCUGAUGAAGCUGUUGCCAUGGGGGCUGCUAUUCAGGGUGGCAUUCUCCGAGGUGAUGUCAAAGAGUUGCUUCUCCUUGAUGUUACACCGUUGUCUCUAGGUAUUGAGACACUUGGUGGAAUCUUUACCAGAUUGAUCAACAGAAAUACCACAAUUCCAACAAAGAAAAGCCAGACAUUCUCGACCGCUGCUGACAAUCAGACCCAGGUCGGCAUCAAAGUCCUUCAAGGAGAGCGUGAAAUGGCCACAGACAACAAAAUCCUCGGUGAAUUCGACCUCGUGGGUAUUCCUCCAGCUCCUAGGGGCUUGCCUCAGAUCGAAGUAACUUUCGACAUUGACGCCAACGGUAUCGUGACUGUUUCCGCGAAGGACAAAACCACCGGCAAAGAGCAGCAGAUCACAAUCCGGUCAUCAGGUGGUCUAUCGGAGGAUGAGAUCGAGAAGAUGGUCAAGGAGGCCGAGGCGCACGCCCAGAAGGAUCAAGAGAGGAAGGCGUUGAUCGAUGUCAGAAACAACGCCGACACCACCAUCUACAGCAUCGAGAAGUCCUUGAACGAGUACAGGGAGAAGAUUCCAAGCGAAGUGGCAACCGAGAUCGAGACUGCCGUCGCAGAUCUGAGGAGCGCGAUGGCCACAGAGAACAUCGACGACAUAAAGGCGAAGCUUGAUUUGGCGAACAAGGCCGUGUCGAAGAUCGGGCAGCACAUGUCUGGCGGUGGCGGCUCGAGUGGCGGGCCCACUGGAGGCUCCGAGGGAGGUGAGCAGCAGCCACCCGAGGCAGAAUAUGAGGAAGUGAAGAAGUAGGAUGGCUGAGAGUUGAUUCAGCUGAGUUCAUUUUUGUAUUUACAUAACUUUUAGUUAGGUGGUGUUAGGAGUUUGAUUAGAAAUUCCUCGGGCAGAAUUGAGCAUCGGAUUUCUUCUUUUUUUUUUUACAUAAAUUUGGUGAAGAAUGAUAUAUGCUGAAAUAUCGUAUAAUAAAUCCUAUGCCGUCUGGGGUAUGAGAUUUCGUUUUUGGAA
Molecule: messenger RNA, 2364 nt
Organism: Salvia hispanica
Lineage: Eukaryota; Viridiplantae; Streptophyta; Magnoliopsida; Lamiales; Lamiaceae
Gene: MTHSC70-2
Product: mitochondrial HSO70 2
Biological process (GO): protein folding
Molecular function (GO): ATP binding; ATP-dependent protein folding chaperone
Source: RefSeq, a predicted model, not a curated record